UAGAGCUAUCACGCUUGCAACCGAACGCGUUUGAGCACCUGCUGCAUGUUGUUGUCUCCAUUCCCUUGGGACCCUGGAUAUAGACACAUAUCGUUUCUACUGUGAUUGGAGGUCACAUUCUUCACCAACAUAUUCAGCCAUGACGGAACGAACGGCCGCUAAACAAGCCCAAAUGGAGGAUGAUGCCGUCUCUCUCACUUCCACUCAGGAGUCAGAGUAUGAUCCAAUGAAAGAAUUUAUUGUCACUCGAAUACUUGCGGAGAAAUUACAAGGCUCCAAGCGACUCUUUCUCAUUGAAUGGACAGGCUAUCCGUUGGAGAGGGCCACUUGGGAGCCCAAGGAUCAUAUCAGCCCAGGGAUUCUAGAUGCAUGGGGCCUUAGGAAGAAACGAGAGAAACGAGGAAUCAGUCCUCCUUUUGAUCUCGUAGAGUGGCAAGCAACGCAGAACCUUAUAGCAAAGGAGAGAGAGCACCGUAAGAAGCUUCGAACAGUGAGGAGGAGAAGUCUCGGAAUGGCAGUCCCUCUGUCUGAUUCUGAUGCCAAUAUGGCAGACAAAGAUGAUUCCUCUGAUGCUGAGGCAAUGGAAGACAAUGAAGUUGAGGAUGUUCCAGCUACAGCUACAGCUACCAGUUCCACUAAUCGAAAAGCUGAAUCGCCACGAAAGCCCACCAAGAAGCCUAUGAGAUUUUUGGUCCGAGGAUCUGAAAUUCAGCAGCUUGACGAUAAUUCCCCUGGUGAUUCUGAUGCUGAGUCACCUCGAACAAACGUUCAGUUGAAAGUCCGAGAUAAUACUACAGUAGCUUCAUCAAGAUCUGAAGUUGAGAGAUCAAAGGCACCAAAGCAAGUAAAGGCGUCCGCAAAAUCUGAAACAUUAUCGAGCUCGUCAUCGGACGAGCCAUUAAUGCUCAAGAAGCGACAAAAGAUGCCGAGCCCUCAGCUGUCUACGCCAGGACAACCUAUUUCAGAGCUACCUGCUUUGGCCCAACCUCAUUCCGGACCAACCGAUGUUAGAGAGUCUAGUAUGGGAAGCUCUAAUUCAAGACAACCUACUCCGGGACGACCUCAGUUGGUAAGAUCCAGUUCAGAACAGUCAAGCAAGAAUCAGUUCAACCAGGAACGCCCUAAUUCGUCUUCUUCCAACUCAUUGAUGUCCGGAGUAACACCAGAUUCUGAGUUAAGCCAAUUGUUCAUGGACGACUCUCCAACCCAAACAGAGAAGAGACCUCGUGGUCGACCACGUAAAAGAGGUAACAUCGCCACUCGUGGAGGAGCUACAAUCGUACGCAGGAAUGUUUUCGAGUCAGGAACUGGAACAAAGGCUACUCGUGGUCGAAAACCGGGCACAAAUCUGCUCAGAGUCGCCACGGAUUCUAGAGAUCCCAAGAUGGCCCAAAACAUGCAUUUGCGAAGGAAGUUGGAGCUUCAAGCAAGAGAGAUUGCUGAAUCUGCUCCUGACCUGUCAGCAAUAGGAGGUCUCUUCAACCCUUCUGAUAUGUCGUCGGUUCAACCUGUCAGGCCGGCAACACUGCGUAAAUCAUCUUCCUCUCUUCCCACUACAAAAGACCAGACAGACCGAGGAGUUGAUGCAGACCUUGAUGAUCUGUUCGAAGAAAAGAGUGUCACUCCUCUUUCUACAAUCCGUCCUCCAUCCACUCUGUCAAGACAAUCGACGCGUCCGGUAUGUUACUUUUGGGACAAAGCUCAGAAAGACAGCAAAAGCAAAGGAUGUAGCAACGGCUAUCUGUGUGAGUACCACCACGAAUACAGGCCUGGAGCAAUAGUGGCACCACCUCCUCUAGGCUUCAUCGAAUUUUCAAACAAGCCAUCAGAGGAUCCCGUGCACUAUCAAUCAGUUUGUUUUUUCUGGGACAGGGCGCAGACGGACAGUCGGUGGCCAACUUGUGACAAAGGCUCCUCUUGUACUUACCUCCACGAGUACAAGAUUGGAGCACCUGUAGCACAACCACCACCGAACUACGUCUUCAAGUCAGACAAUACCUCAAAUGCUGCUGCUCAAAAGCAAUCCGAGACGAUGGAUGAUGACUUCGUAGCAUCCCCUCCUCAUCCACCAUGGAACAAGAACGCAUUGGCAGCUCAAAGCUCCAAUAGGUCAGCUCAAUUUGCGCGUCAACGCGAGCAACAAUCUCAAAACUCCUUCAACAGUACUGUUACGUAUUCUUCAGCUCUUCCAAUAUUGCCCCCAAGGCAAGCCGCCUCUACGACCGCCUCUGAAGCCAUUUCGACCUUAAUGAGCACACCACUCCUCCCAUCGGUGGCCAAACCUGUGGCUAGGCUUGAAGAACGGCCCCUGUGGGACCCUUUAAACCCAGAAAAUGCGAUAUGCCAUUUCUAUUAUCAAAAUGGCAAAUGCAUGAAAGGGGACAAGUGCAAGUAUUACCACAGUAAUGAUACACGCCUUCCAGUCAUACCAUCUCUCGACGAGCAACGCAGAAUUCAGGCCCGCAUCACUUGUAAGAAUUGGUUGAACAACAAUUGUCACUUCACAAGCACGGAAUGCUGGUAUCUUCACGAGCAUACCUCGACCAUGCCUCCGAAACCCGAUGUUCGAAAACCCGAUGCUCGAGAAGCCGUAGUACUCCCCGAGAAGAAAUCUUCAGCCUUGCCUCCUCCAAGCGAUUCUCGCAAGAAGUCUGUGAAGUUCGUGCUCGAGGAAGAGGACAAAGUCUUUAGUGAACCAGAACCGAUCUCUCCUGCCAAAGGCGCACGCGAGGUCAACUCUUCUCACAGAUCCCGGGCAUCAAAUGAAACAGUUUGCACAUACUGGCUAAGCGGAAACUGCCGGUAUGGAUUUAAUUGCUUCAACCUACAUGAAAACAGAAGCAGACAAUAUUCAGAUGUUGAGAUGCGUGAUCGAGAUGAUGGAUUUCAAGAUCGAUCUCGACGAACAGAAUCGUUGAAGGGCUACAUACACAGCUCCAAAACUCCACCAACCCCCAUAGACCAAGAUAUGUCCGGUAUGGAUGCUGAAGACCCAUUCUCCACUCCGUUAGCUCCCGUCGUCAAUUCAACCACCAUUCCAGUAGCAUCAGUCGUGUCUAAUCAAGGCACUUCUAUCGAAGAAAACCCAACUCCAGUACUGGCCCCGAAGGUCCCACGUAAAAAGGUAUCUGUUGCUGAGUAUGGACGAAACCAAAAACUGAAGAAAAUCGGUUCUAGAGCCAAAUUAGUCUUCUUUGGCUAUGAUGAGUCUCAACCUGUCAACCUUGACUUUGGCGACAUGCAGCACAUAGAAGAUUCGCCCUGGAAGAGACUCUUCACAGACCUCGACAGAGUCACCUUCAGCCAGAUGUGUAUUGCAAAAGAUUUCAAGACAAUGCAAGAAUACCUGAAGAGACGUGGUAUACUCGCAGGAAGUCUUGUUGCGACUGAUGCUGAAGAUCAACAAAUCCAGAAGACUAUUGAGAAAAUCGGAGAAGAGUUGGUAGUUAGAUCUGCUGGAUUGAUAGCUUCUUUUUCUGGAUUUUCUAUUCUCCUCUUCCCUGCAUCAAGGGAAGAAUGGAGAUUCCUCGAGGCAUCGUCCAAUUAUCCGAAAGAAGGUCGGUUAAAAUACUUUGUUUUCGAAUCCAACUUGCCUAUCGAUCGACCUGAAAGCAGCGAAUCCAAAGGCAUGAAGCUUGGCGAGCCUUACCGAAGACUAAUGAUCAAGAUGAUUCAUGGUCUAGAUAUAAAGGAAUUACUUCCUCGAGUCGAAGCUGGACAAAAUCCUUGGAAAUUCUACCUCUUGUUCCCUUCUACUUUGAAGCAUACUUCAACCUUUCUCGCUAGAUGGAUCAAAGACUGCAGCGCGCAGUCGAAGAUCUAUGAUGGUCAGACAGAAGGCUCAUGGGACUACUUCAGGAAUACUCAUGAUGUCGGCGUGGUUUUAGUCCACGAGUCUGUCGUGGCAAACAUUCAUUGUCUUCCACAUCUCUUCGAGGUUGUUUCUAGGAAGCCCUUUGUCUUUUGGUGUAUUUCGGACAGAGAUACCCCACUUCCGCUCUUUCCCUCAUGGCAAUAUGAGCCCGACGACUCAUCUCUUGGCCGUAUAACAGCGACUCGUCUCUUUCCACAUGGCUGCGCGAUGCUGCUGACGCCAAGUUUCCUGGUUGCAGAACCGAAACGAGCGUAUGAUUUCCUGAAACUCUUCCUAAAUAAAUCAGAGAACUCCACUCCAGGAAGCUACAAGCUGGUAUGCGCCUUUAACAUCUCCCAAUACAUCCUGGAUCUAGCUAUUAGCAAGGCAUCGGAGAAAGAUGCGUUCGAGAUUGAGCAUAGAGAUAAUCCGGCAAAAGAUGCAAUGCUGAAUGAUGCAGGACUCAGUUUCGCACACUGUGAUCCUCGAAACAAGCUGCAUACAUUGUUUGCACGCCAAGAUGCUAAGGGGUGGUUGGAAAGUCCUAGUGACUCCGACUACUCCGAUUCUGAAUAUAACUUCCAUGAGGAUAGUGUAAGCCCAUUCGUCCUUGUUGAUCGCUAUAUCGACCCAGACGAUGAGCCCGCUAUGAUCGAAUGGUUUGCGGGAUGGUCGAUGCGAAAUUUAGAUAUGUUCAGAAAGUUUGUGGUUAUUGGCACGGGUCCCUCUAGUGCUCGUCGGGCUCAGAGAAUGAAAGAGUUCGUAGUUCCUGUGAACGCAGAGGUGUCUCAGCUAGAGCUAGAGCUAGAAUCUCGAGUUGAGUUCAACGACACCGCAGCUCUAUCCGAGCCUUUGAAUAAUCUUCCAGAGUCGAACUUCCGUCCAUUCUCUCUUUCGAAAAAAGAGAAUUUGGUCCCAGGUCAAAGCAAAAAGUCGUCGGAGGCGAAAAAAACGGCUCUAAACGUGGCCGCUAAACUGACUGCAUUGAGUCCUUACAAAACACCCUUAACGACAUCAUCGCCUGCACAAACAAAUUCGACGAAUCUCACGAACCCUCCAAUACAUCAAGACCAAGUUGGUGAAUCAACAAGACACGGAAUCGAUACGUCUCUUCCUACCUCACAACUUGAGUUCUGCGCCGCGACUGGUGGAAGUGCUAGUGAGGCCGCGAUAUACCUUGACCGCGCACAACACAACGUCAACAAAGCAAUCUAUCUGUACCAACAAGAGAAGGGUGGCUCGUUGGAUCUCGAUUCCCAGAUCUCACAAUUGAUCGCAACCGAAACAAACAAGCCGGGUCCAUUGAGGAUUGCAACUGCUGAAGAGGAUCUAGCUCGCGCAAGAGAACUCUACCGAUCUACAACCUCUUUCAACCCGAACGUCAUGGCAUUCUCUGCUCCCGAAUCAGCUGGAAUUCCUCAAUACGACGGCUCCGGUGACGCUCGAUCCCCUGAAUCCAACGGUGCAGAUGACCGUCCGUCUUCCUCUGGUAGCACCAGCACGACCAAUUCCGGCAUCGCAACCGGCGAGAACGGCCGAAGAUUCGUCCCAAAAAGCACUCGUGCCGAUAAGAGCGUCAGAAAGGAGAUUGCUGUCCGACCAGGCUAUGUCCCCGCCGAAGAUAUUCCUCGCUAUGUCAGUCCAGCUGUUGCUGCAAACCGCGCCGCCAGCCGCACUGCAAGCCUGAGAAGCUCUCCUGCACCGGCGAACAACUCUCCCGCUCGAGCAGUACAAGACCCAGCCGUACAAGAGCCUGAACGCAUGGAUCUCGAUAGCGGUGUUGAUGCUGGUUCUGCUUCUGGAGAGGAGACUCGUAUGGGACAAGGUUGGGGUGGAGACGUAGGCAAGAAGAAGGUUGCGGUCAAGAAGGAGAUUCGCAAGUACACUUUCGAGGAGACUACUGGCUGGUACGAGAGAUACAAGGAGAAGAAUGGUGGCGGUUGGGAGCAUAUCUUCGUUGCAGCUCACGAGGAGGCCAUUAAGAAGUCUGGAGUUGUUUCUGCAGCUCCUCCUAGCAACAAGUAAUGGGCGAGGAUGUGCAAUGGGUGGUGGAAUGGACGGCAAUGGAGGGUGGGGAGCAGGCGUUGGAGGGAUGGACGAUGAUGAUAAUGAUACAUGUAUGAAGUUACGAAACCACGAAAUGGCGUUGCAUGGAAGGAAUUGCUGCAUAUUUGGUCUGCUGCUCGUGGCCUUAUAGCUGCUUGAGCAAACUCGAUACCCUUACGUUGGUUCUGAUACCUUGCGGUAGCUACAUAGAGGCAGAACAGUUGCUAUGAAUCCAUAAUCAUAAAGUCUCCGG
Messenger RNA from Mollisia scopiformis, 6152 nucleotides. RefSeq lists its product as uncharacterized. Gene Ontology annotation, biological process: regulation of DNA-templated transcription. NCBI's taxonomy places the organism in Eukaryota, Fungi, Ascomycota, Leotiomycetes, Helotiales, Mollisiaceae. The record is from RefSeq and is a predicted model, not a curated record. Gene Ontology annotation, molecular function: metal ion binding. The coding region runs from base 140 to 5878 and encodes 1912 amino acids. The transcript is spliced from 2 exons.